Oncorhynchus nerka (sockeye salmon) is the source of this 2928-nucleotide messenger RNA. RefSeq names its product paired box protein Pax-5-like. Bases 1819 to 2589 code for a protein of 256 amino acids. Lineage: Eukaryota; Metazoa; Chordata; Actinopteri; Salmoniformes; Salmonidae. The record is from RefSeq and is a predicted model, not a curated record. Gene Ontology annotation, molecular function: RNA polymerase II cis-regulatory region sequence-specific DNA binding; DNA-binding transcription factor activity, RNA polymerase II-specific. The transcript has 6 exons. Gene Ontology annotation, biological process: regulation of transcription by RNA polymerase II; anatomical structure development.
UGUUAAUGAAACGACUUCCCAAAUACCAUUAUUGUCUUCUUUUCGAUUGCAUAUAUUUUCUUUCAAUUAAAGGAGGAGAACGGAUAGGCCCAUAUAACCACUCCCGGGUUUUUAAUUCAAUAGUAUUUUUAUAGGCUAUUUUCAUUAUAGGCCUAGCCACAACUAAGUCUCAUUUUUUAGUAAUACUCAAUUAAUUUACCGGUUUAUAUUGACAGGAAUAAAUUUACUUCAAAAGGUUCUAAAGGCAGUAGUUCUUAACCUUGGUAAUUGAAAUUGAAACGUAAAAUCACCCACUGUCUAGAACCCCGCCGCAAUGCGAGGCCGCCUAUUGGUCUAUGGGACAAUUCGAACAGCGAGUCGUUCACCCGCAGGAUUCGGACCGACCAAUCAGCGGUUGGCCCCCCCCCGCCUGAUCCUAUCAGGGAGCCGGGCGUGACGUCAGAGCGGUGCACAGGCCCGUGAUUGGCUUGUUGAAGGGUUUGAUUGACAGGGUGUGGUAAGGACCAGGGGGCUGGCGCGCGGGCGCUGUCCACACCAGAGCAGGUCCUGAAACUCGGCGUGCGCUCCUCACGCUGCAGCCUCUCAACCUUCUAACCGAAUAGAGCUCACGGUGGGAACGUUUACGCGAGGAACAAUACUGGGUUUUUUUUUUUCUCUCCCCCUGUUCCACACACAGCGACAUUCCUGUACAGACACACACACUCAUCCCUGGGAUUCUACGUGUGUAUGUGUGACAGUGUGUGUUUGAAGAGAGACAAAACGAGCCAACUGAAUCACACCCUUGACAGCAGCUUCACAUAAUGAGCCAUUUAACUUCACUUGCUUCGUGGCCCAUCUCUCAUUUUCGUUUUUAAAAAACUUUUCAAUUUGAUCUCUGUCUAAAAUGUGCCUCCCAGUUUCUCCCCCCCCCCAGCGCGCUUUCACGGAAGCCACGACAACAGUGAAGGAGUUUAAGUGUUUCUGGAACCGGAGGAUUUGAGGAGAAGAGUAACGUUCUUUUCCCAACGGUCACUUGCUGGAGCAAUGUUGUAGCCGAUGAAUCAACUGGACACUCAACAUACCGGGGAUUUCUAACGAAUGGUUCUCCUACCGGAGGCAAGAAGGAUUCUAACGGGGGGCUCGAGUCAGACCGGUGAGAGGGAGCAGCGUUUACCGUGUGUUCACCGUGUGAAUGACAGCAGCUUCUCUUCGGUUCAGUCACAGUUCAGGGGUCAGGACCAACGGACCGAGAAGGCGACCGAGAUUCCGUUACGAGGGGUGUGCAAUAGACUAACACGUUUCGGUCUCGGUCUAUUUUGUCUAUAAUAACUUUCACGUUAUUCAAUUAUUUUUUGGACUUACUCGUCUUUCAAUCAGAAAUGUCCUGUUGAAGGAUUGGGACCGUGAUUGAUGUGUUUUCUCUGCCGGCCUUGGAGGCACCUAAGCCGGAUAGUUAGAAUGAGUAACCCCGCUGAACUCCCAAUGAAGGAACCGGAGUCAUUUGAGUUUUGAUUAUAAUUCUUACACAAUUAUUACAAACUCUAUAAUCAGUUACAAACUCUAUAAUUUUUUUUAAACAACAUUUAUUUUUGUUGUAUUAUUCGUUAGCUUAAAAAAAUAAAUAAUAUUAUAUUUAAAAAAUAUAUAAUAUUUUUUAUUUUUUAUUUUGGAGGGACCAGUCUCUUCGUGGCUUAACGGUUUCUUGGUGUUUUGGGUUUUUGAAACGCACCCAUCAUCUCUGGGGUUGUGAGCGCAAGAGAGAAAGGCGCACCCGGUGGGCCUCGUGAAGACGUUCAUACCGUAGGGGCCUCCAUCCCCCAGCCGUGAGAGCCAGCUACGAUGGAGAUUCACUGUAAACACGACCCGUUCGCUGCGAUGCACAGACAUGGAGGGGUGAAUCAGUUAGGAGGCGUGUUCGUGAACGGCAGGCCCCUCCCAGAUGUGGUGCGAACGCGAAUCGUAGAGCUGGCUCACCAAGGGGUCCGCCCCUGUGAUAUCUCUCGACAGCUCCGGGUCAGUCACGGAUGUGUCAGCAAGAUACUGGGGAGGUACUAUGAGACAGGAAGUAUCCGUCCCGGGGUGAUUGGAGGAUCCAAACCAAAGGUUGCUACACCCAAAGUGGUGGAUAAGAUCGCCGACUACAAACGCCAAAACCCCACCAUGUUCGCCUGGGAGAUACGAGACAGACUACUGGCUGAGAGAGUGUGUGACAACGAUAGUGUUCCCAGUGUCAGCUCUAUCAACAGGAUCAUCAGGACCAAAGUCCAGCAGCCUCCGGGUCAGUCAGGACCUCUCUCUGCUCAUAACCUGGCGUCGUCGGUGGCGUCGACACAGGUUUCUGCGGUGACCAGUGACUCGGCUGGCUCCUCCUACUCCAUCAGCGGCAUUCUGGGUAUCAGCUCAGCUAACGACGGCAAGCGGAAGAGAGACGAUGCCCUCCAGGAGUCUCCUCUAGCCAAUGGCCAUGGUCCAGGAGGGCGGGAUUUCCUGAGGAAGCAGAUGAGAGGGGACCUGUUCUCGCCGCAGCAGAUUGAGGUAUUGUCACCGGGCAGAAGUCUUAUUUUACAAGGCCAUAGUAGUACUGUUGCCCCUGGAGCAAAUUACGGUUAAUUGCCUUGCUCAAGGGCACAUCGGCAAAUUGUUCACCGUGCUGUCUAGAUGUGGUUGUGGGUUGUAGAAACCUAGCCUGUGAUUUCAGUAGUAUGAUAGAGAUGUGGUUGUGGGUUGUAGAGAUAACCUACUCUGUGUUUCAGUAGUAUGAUAGAGAUGUGGUUGUGGGUUGUAGAGAUAACCUACUCUGUGUUUCAGUAGUAUGAUAGAGAUGUGGUUGUGGGUUGUAGAGAUAACCUACUCUGUGUUUCAGUAGUAUGAUAGAGAUGUGGUUGUGGGUUGUAGAGAUAACCUACUCUGUGUUUCAGUAUGAUAGAGAUGUGGUUGUGGAUUGUAGAG